GACGAACCCUACCUGGACCUCUACUGGACCGACUUGUGCGAACAACGCAACGGCGACCUCUGGCUCUUUGGCAAGGUCCGCCAACCCACCACCACCACCGAAGCCUCGCCAUCCUUCGUCAGUGCCUGUGUCGUUGUCCAGCACAACAUGCGCAACCUCUACGUCUUGCCCCGACAAACAGCCUCCGGAUCGGACGAUGCCAAAGAAGACGUAGAGCCCGAUCUCCAGGCCGUACACGGGGAAGUCAAGUCCCUCCUACAAACCCACGUACUCCCCAAAACGGCCGGCACUUCCUGGGCCAGCAAACCCGUACAGCUCACCUACGCUUUUGACGAUCCCACCGUCCCCCGCUCCGCCACCACUUACCUACAGGUACUCUACGACGCCAAGUACCCCGCGCUCCCCGCCGACGUUGCGCAUCCAGCCGGUAGCGUCAGUGACAACAUUGCCCGUAUCUUCAACGCACAAGCCUCAAUCACCGAAACCUUUCUCGUCCAACGCCGCAUUCAGGGACCCUCCUGGUUGCGUCUCAGAGCACCGCGGGCCACUACCGCACCCGUUUCUUGGUGCGCCCUCGAAGUCAUCCUCGACUCACCCGACCACGUCGCCCCGCUCGCCCAGCAACACGCCACACCCCCGCCGCCCCUCACCGCCGUCGCACUCAAACUACAAACCUGGGUACAUCCCAAAACGCAUGUUUCCGAAAUCGUCGCCGUCUCGGUCACCUGCCACGAUCGCAUUCAAUUGGAAGGAUCGAGCGACGCUCAGCACACCAAGUUUCAGCUUUCCCUCAUUCGCCCCAUUCCCACCGACGCCGGCGCCGUAGCGACCUUCCCCCGCGAUCUGGACGCCGCCAUCCAACAGAACAUGCCCAAUUUACGCCGGCAGGCCAACGAACGCGCCUUGCUCAGCUGUUUGCUGGCCACUUUGGGGGCCUGGGAUCCGGAUGUGGUGAUUGGGCACAACGCGUGGGGGUACGAUCUGGACGUGCUCUUGACCCGCUGUGCGGCACUCAAAGUGCCGGUUUGGUCCCGACUCGGGCGUCGUCGGCGCACCGGACCACCGCCCAAAUUUGGUGCUCGCAAGGACUACGCCAUUGCCCAAGCCCUGGCUGGGCGACUCGUGUGUGACACCUACCUGUCCGCCAAGGAACUUUUGCGCGAAACCACCUACUCCCUGACCAACCUGGCCGCCACGCAACUAAAAACGAAACGACAAGAAAUCGAACCGGCCGAUAUUCCGCAAUGGUUCCAGUCCUCGAAGACCAUUGUACAAUUGGCGCUGUCGACCCUCUUUGACGCCCAAUUGAUUCAAACGCUGGCGUUGAAGCUGCAAGUGUUGCCGUUGUCGCACCAACUCACGUGCGUCGCCGGAAAUUUGUGGUCCCACACGCUCAAAUCCAACCGCGCGGAGCGUACCGAGUACCUUCUCCUGCACGAAUUUCACCGACUUCAGACGCUACCUCCGGAAAAACACCGCGCUCUCAAGGACGAAGGCGGCUCCAAAGCCAAGUACGCCGGUGGACUUGUACUGGAACCCAAAAAGGGACUCUACGAUUCCUAUAUUUUGCUACUUGAUUUCAAUUCUCUCUACCCGAGUAUUAUUCAAGAAUACAAUCUGUGCUUUACCACGCUCGAUUGGGCCGGUUUGGCGGGCACCGAGGACAACGUGCUGCCCGACUUGCCCGAUACCGAAGCGGACCGGGGCGUCCUACCCCGCGUCAUUCAAAGCCUCGUAGAACGCCGUCGAACCGUCAAGAAACUUCUCAAGUCGGAAACGAACGCUGUACGGAAAGAAGAGUUGGACAUUCGUCAAAAGGCGCUGAAACUGACGGCCAACUCGAUGUACGGCUGUCUCGGUUUUUCGAACUCGCGAUUCUUUGCGCAACCCAUUGCAGCCUUGAUCACGUCCAUGGGACGCGAGAUUCUGCAACGAACGGUGGACAUUGCUCAACAAAAAGUUGGUCUCGACGUUAUUUACGGAGACACCGAUAGUAUUAUGAUCAAUACCCGUAUCAACGAUGAGAACGACUUGCCCAAGGUCAAGGAGCUGGGCGAACGCGUCAAAAAAGAAGUCAACCGACUCUACCGGACUUUAGAACUAGAAAUCGACGGUAUUUUCCGUUCCAUGCUGUUGCUCAAAAAGAAAAAGUACGCUGCCAAGACUGUGGAAGAAGGUCCGAACGGCGAAGUCAAAUACGGUCAAGAACUCAAAGGCCUGGAUUUGGUUCGUCGUGAUUGGUGCAUUCAAUCCAAAGAUACAGGGCGCUACGUGACGGAACAGAUUUUGUCGGGUCAAGAGAGUGAUAUUGUGAUUGAGAAUAUUCACAGUCAUCUCGAGGAGCUCGCCACAAAGAUGCGCGCCGGGAAUCUGCCUCUCGAAAAGUACACGAUUACCAAGGGGCUCAGCAAACACCCCAACGAAUACCCGGAUGGAAAAUCGCAACCGCACGUUCAAGUGGCCAUGGUCAUGCUCAAGAAUAAUCGCCCCGUAAAUACAGGUGACCACAUUCCGUACAUCAUCACCGUAUCGGAAGAAGCGGAAGCAGAAGACAAAAAGCCGAAAUCCUCUUCUUCGGCCGAGCGUGCUCGCCACCCCGAAGAAAUUUUACGAAGCAACGGAGCAUUGAAACCUGACGUCGAGUGGUAUUUGACGCAGCAAAUUUUGCCACCUGUGGCUCGUCUUUGCGAGCCAAUUGAAGGAAUGUCGCAACAGGUCUUGGCCGAGAAGCUGGGUUUGGAUGCUUCCCGCUACAACCAUGCUGUUCGAACCAGUGGAGAUAUUGAUGCCGACGAACUCAUCGAUUACACUCCAGCAUCGUCUCUUUCGGACACGGAGCGUUUUAAAGAAGUUGAAAAGUUCUAUCUCCAUUGUUAUGGCUGUGGGGUGGAGAGCCAAUUCCCGGGUGUCUAUCACGUCGUUACAAACUCCCAGACCGGAAAUCAAAACACGGUAUCAGGUCUGCAUUGCACCAACCCUGAUUGUCUUCGUCCGAUGUUUUGGGGUCACGCGACCCAAUUUGAGUGCUUUGCGCGCAUUUCCAAUAACAUUUCAAUCUGGACCCAAGACGUCAUGCGCAGGUAUUAUUCAAGUACAAUUCGAUGUGAUGAGCCUGGCUGCAGCUUGGAAACGCGGCAACUUUCGGUGGUUGGCGGCGUUUGUCUACGCCGUGGAUGCAACGGAAAGAUGUGUUCAGUUUUCAGCGAACGUUCCGUCUACACGCAUCUUAAGUACAUGGAGAGUCUGUUCAAUAUUGACCACGCCUCGACUCAGUGGAAUAAGAAAAAAAAGAAGCAAGACGACUCCUACGCAUUGGUCAAGAAUGACGAGACUAUCUUUAAAGAGCUACACAAAGUUGCCAUGAGGGGCCUUGAAUCAAACGGAUUCAAUUGGAUUUCUCCUGCAUUUUGGAAUGGAAUGUUUUCCAUUGCGGCUAAGCAGUAA
Molecule: messenger RNA, 3444 nt
Organism: Phaeodactylum tricornutum CCAP 1055/1
Lineage: Eukaryota; Bacillariophyta; Bacillariophyceae; Surirellales; Neidiaceae
Gene: POLA
Product: catalytic subunit p180
Exons: 2
Biological process (GO): lagging strand elongation; leading strand elongation; DNA replication
Cellular component (GO): alpha DNA polymerase:primase complex
Molecular function (GO): pyrimidine nucleotide binding; purine nucleotide binding; DNA replication origin binding
Source: RefSeq, a predicted model, not a curated record